Cyclopterus lumpus (lumpfish) is the source of this 7943-nucleotide messenger RNA. RefSeq names its product UPF0606 protein KIAA1549. The record is from RefSeq and is a predicted model, not a curated record. The coding region runs from base 350 to 5953 and encodes 1867 amino acids. Lineage: Eukaryota; Metazoa; Chordata; Actinopteri; Perciformes; Cyclopteridae. The transcript has 22 exons.
AUUACCAAAAGAGUGUCAGAUGAAAGCCAGCUACGAGCUCGUGCACAGUACGCUUGCACUGAAAUAACUUCAGACGCAGGCAGGUGGUUACGGGGAGGUUUAAUGACGAAGCCUCUGACCGAAUUGUAUUUCAUCCAAGGAUAUUUCUCGUAACACAGACAAAGGAAUUAUUAGAGUUGGAGCUCCCCUUUUUUUGUUGCCAUCCUUCUUUUUGAGCACAUGUUAUGGAAGGAGGGGCCUUAACCUAAAGGACACCAGGCGGCCGAAAGAACCCAGACCUGAUAGUCUCUUCGGAAUGAAUCUUCUCUUCCUAAUUGGAUGAAAUGCCUUGACCAUACCCCGCCGUACCAUGGCAGGUUUAGUCUCCUCUGUGGGUUUAGUGGUGAUGCUCGAGGCACUAAUGCAUGCCCAUGGCAGGCGUGCAGUGUUUCUGGGGAUGACCGUGUUGGUAACAGUGAUCGCAGCUGACUCACCUGUUGCAGAUGAUUCUCUGUUGGCCUCCACAAACUACCCCAUGGGAUUUCCUGGACAUGGUCAAAGUUCAACGGGGUUCAAACCGUCAGCCUUACCAGCCUCAUAUUAUACUGCCUUUGAGAGCCCAGACUCACCUGGUGCCCUGCCAUCAGUUUCUGAACCAAACCGUGUAGUUAGGACUGCCGACAACACACAUUUUCAGUGGGGACGUGUUGCUUUUGAAAACUCCAAAUCCUUCACAGCAAGUGAAGUCCCUGCAGAAGAACCAUAUCCUCUGGACACUCCAUCAUUAAGCCCCUCUGAACCUAUAUUGGGUUCUAGUCCGCAAUUUGAGGCAGCUAAAUUCUUCACAGACUGGAAGCUGGCCAGGACAAGGCCGUCCAUGCAAUCUUUCUCUCUCUCUCCAACUCCUGCAAGAUCCCAGCUGCAGCCUCAGUCGAAUAUAUCCAUGGCAUCAUUAAGCCCCUCUGCUUUUACAAGGUCAACCUCACCUCAGCUAGAUCCUAAUUCUGAGCAGAAACCAAUCAACAAGCAGCAGGGUGGUGCAUCAGAUCAAACGGAGGCAAUUGUGACCUCAUUUCCUGCUCAGCCUCUUGAGCCCCCUAAACUGUCUUUCAAUGACUUUGCAGCAGAUGAAUCUUUUAGUAGAAUCCUGCAUGUUAACCAGCCGAGCCCCAGCAGCGCCCCCUUGAAGGACAACAAAGCAACACGUGACAUAAACAUCCUACCAAACCCAGAUGAGAUUCUGGCCCCUGGCUACAAUGUGCCUUUCAUCGUCCCCCACCCUACAUCACCUUCAUCUGAACCCACUGAGGUCCCUCCAGAGGACUUCUACCCCACCAACACCAUGGAAGUGGACUGGGGUUCUGGAGACUACUUAGAGACAAUGUCCUUCCUAAAUGCAGACGGAGAGGAAUACUCUCUGGUCACAAAGGUGCCCUCUGACUCGUAUGAUCUGGAGGACUAUACAGAAAGCUAUGACACAUCCUUCCCUUCCAGAGUAGGCAUAUCCCCUUCGUCUUUGCAACCUCUUCAUGCGUCACGUUCUCCCAGCCUCACCACAACCUACAUCACCAUUGAUCCACUUAAAUCCAUUGAUCCUUCCUCUUUGUCUUCUACAAUUCAUUUUACACUGGACCCCACUCCCACAGCUGACAGUGAUGUACCAGACGCAUCGGAAAUAGAUUGGCCCGAUACUUUCACAAUUCAACCGACAGAUGUUCUCUUACCUGACAUGAACAGCUUGGAGUAUUAUGUCACCCAGUUGACCAAGGAGAAUAACGGUUCAGACACUGGAGCUGAACACAGAGGGAACGUUACCUUGGUAUCCAUCAGUGCGACAGGCAUCACACCCACAGGCAGCGUCACGAAUGAUACCAAAUUAACUGAGGAUGAGUCCUCCAGUGACCUAUCAGGGUUUGAGCCUCAAGAUGAAUCAACCCCAGUAGUAACAACAGAGGAGAGUCCUCAGCUGGUCCUCAGCUCCUUUCUGGAUCCGUCCAUAGUCCCAUCCCACUUCUUUGAGCUAUCUUCUUCUGUCCGGGGAGGUCAAGUGUCCACCACAGAUUGGUCUACAUAUUCUCCAGCUGUUGGGCCGGAAAGCACCUCUGUGUUAACAGAAGCUAUGCUACCCAGUGCCACGCCUUUGCUUCCAGAUGAUGUAAUAUUGUCCUCCUCUCUGACAGAUGUCCAUUGGUUUGUUACAGAGUCAUUCCCAUCAAGUACCAUACACACCACUCCUGUCUUAACAGCAACCAUAGCCUUCUCCCCUGUUCCCACCGAACCUGCUGCCAACACCACAGCUGGUUUGACAGAAUUAACUUCCCAAGACCCUACUUUCACAACUGAACCAACUCUCAAUUCAACUUUAGUGUCAACUGAACCCAUAUCUAACAUCACUUUGGGCCCUCCGGUCGUGUUGGGUGAUCAGGGGGUGACUGGAGAUCAAGUUGACAUCCCAGCCACAAUGACCUUGAUCCCAACUAGCAGGGAAGCUAAUACAGACUCUGCUGUACCCAAAACCACAGCUGCCACCACUACUUCUCAUCAAGCCACAACUAGAUCUACUGCCACCACUGAAGCCUCAAGUAGUGUCAACAUCAUCUCCACCGCCAGUGGAAGGACCACAGCGACAGCACCAAUGUCAAGACCGUACUUCUGCAACCUUGACAGGCCUGCUUAUUUAGUCAAAAUUGGUUUUCCUUCCGGGGCCACUGUUGGAUAUGCCAAAUCUCAAGUGAGAGACAUACUGAAAGGGGAAUUCAACAAGUCUAUGGAGCUGCAGGUUGUGGACCCCCCACCAAAGUUUGUGUUUCGUGUGGUGUCUGGUCCAGUUGUGUACACAGCCAUAUCUGUCAUCAAUGCUCUGCGAAGGUCAGGACGCCGAUUCCUGUCUCUGUCUCCCAACUGGACAACACCAGACAGAAGAUAUCAAGUCCACACAGUGCUGCAGUUUGUUCCCAGCGACGUAGAUGUGCGGUUCUGCAACUUCAGUGAGAGCAUUGAGAAAGGUUUGACCAUGGCCUUUGCAGAAGUGCGUCGGCGUUUAAAGGAGUCAACCAACUUCACAGUGCAUAUUGUAAACAUCACCAUGGCUGCUCCUAAAUAUCAGGAAAAACGGCUGGUGAGGCAACCAGUGGACUUGACCUUCACAGUGCACGGUCCAAGGGGUUAUCUGGUGGGGUCAGAGGUCAGCAAUGCUCUGAUGAAGCUCACAAUGGUGGAAUUCAGCUAUUACAUGGGCUUUCCUGUACUGCAGAUUGCUGAGCCUUUCCAUUAUCCAGAAUUGAACACCAGCCAGUUGCUUCGCUCCUCCUGGGUUAGAACAGUGCUCCUGGGUGUGCUGGACCAGAAAGUGGGUGAGAGGACCUUCCAAGCCAACAUGGAGCGCCGGGUGGCCAUGUUGCUCGGGGAGGCAACAGGAUUAAUCCGACGUGUUAAGAGAGCUACCCUUAUAGGCAACAGCAGUGUUCAGGUUGUAAGUGCGAGCCGGCUGGUGGGUGCGGACCAUCCCUUGGACAUGGUGUAUUUUGUGGAGAGUCCUAGUGGUCAGAGGAUGCCUGCAGCUCAAACAGCCAACCUACUCAACAGUCUGGAUGUUCAAAGGGCAGCCAUCGUCUUGGGAUAUCGUGUCCAGGGCAUUUUGGCACAGCCUGUAGAGAAGAUGGCAUCAUCGCCCUCUGACGCUGAGAACACCAACACGUGGAUCGUCAUCGGGGUUGUGAUUCCCGUCAUCGUUGUCAUCGUCAUCAUUUCCAUCCUGUACUGGAAACUGUGUCGAACAGACAAGCUGGAGUUCCAGCCUGACGCCAUGACCUCCAUCCAGCAGAGACAGAAGACACCAGUAGCUCUUCCCAAGAGCAAACGGACAAUGAGCAGUGAGGAAGAGGAAGAAGAGGAGGAAGAAGAUGAGGAAGAAGAGGAAGCGGAAGAAGUGGAGGAGGAAGAAGAAGACAAAGACAAAGAUGAGGAAAAGGAGAAAUUAAAAAAGAAAGGAGUUAAACAAGAAGAACAAAAAAGACAAGAGAGCAAAUCCAUGAUAACGAAAACAGGGGAGCCGAAGAAGGAAGACAAAAUGAAAGUGUUACCUAAAGGGAGGAGAACCAAGGACGAGUUGCAGGCUCCCAGUGUGAAAGGAUUUGACUUUGCCAAGCUGCACCUUGGCCAGAACAGUAAGGAUGAUGUCAUGGUGAUCCAGGAGCCUGUCCUGUCGGGGCCUGGCCCCGGCCCCCUCCACCUGUCCCUUAAAGACGGCCUCAGUCCAUCUGAGAACGGGGAGAUCCCCACACCCAUGUCCAAAACCUCCACCAAGGCGUCCCGCAGCGGUCGCAGACGAGAAAGGAUCUCUCCGUCUGACGGUGACUCUGUGGUAAGUGACCCUUCGAGCGAGCGGGAAUCAACUGAGGAGAACCUGAGAGCCCACGCCACGCCCAACGACAGCAAGCAGACCCGUAAGGUCCCCAUCAAUGUUUUAAAUGGUCCUCCUCCUUUGAAUGGUACAAAUGAGCAGCUGUCCUCAGCCUCCAUCUUUGAACAUGUUGAUCGGAUGUCUCGUGCCACAGAUGCAAGCAGGAGACUCCCGAACAAAAUCCAGCUUAUCGCCAUGCAGCCCAUGCCUGUCCCACCACUGCACAGCCCGCCCAUCAACGGCAAACUGUCUGACAGCAACCAAAUCAACAAAGAGAUCCAGGUAGCAUUAAGGCACAAGUCAGAGAUCGAGCACCAUCGUAACAAGAUACGUCUGCGUGCCAAGAGGAAGGGCCACUACGACUUCCCUGCUAUGGAUGACAUGACGAGUGGCCUCGGAGAUGCGAAGGACCAGGAUUGCAUCUAUCAGAAAGCACAGAUACAGAUCGAUAAGAUCCUGGACCCGGAUGCCCAGAUGCCCCCCAUCUUCAUGGAAUCCAAGAAAAGUUAUCGUGGUAGGCGCUCUCCCAAACAUAGAAUGAAGGAGCAGCUGAAUGGAGGCCUAAUGGAGGCAGACAAAGACCACCUCAUCACUGAAGACUGUGAUGCUGUUUACAGAAAGUGUCCUGGAGUCCACAAUGUGGCCUACGUAUCGGACCCUGACCAAAGCCCAGGGUCCCCUCACGGGAGCCCCUCCCCCACCGAUGACGUCUUCCUGGGUCCCGCUUCCUCCCCUCCAGGCCACGCCCCUCCCCCACCCCCCUACAUGCCUCCACAGCCAACCAUUGAGGAGGCACGACAGCAGAUGCACUCCCUGCUGGACGACGCCUUUGCCCUUGUGUCGCCCACCUCCCAGGGCAACACCGCAGGGAUCACUCUCCCCGGGGUCAACACCAACCCGCCUGUCUCCAGCCCUCAAGGCCGUGGGCCCAGACCUUGGGGUCCCUCUUACCAAGCUCUUGGUCCUUUCCCCGGUAGGUUCACUGAGCUGAGCUUGUCCCCUCCUCCGGUCCAAGGCCUGACACCAAGGCAGGGCCUUGGCUCGAGCUAUCUGCCACCAGGAGACACUGCAGGGCAGUGUGAGCAGCUGCAGCCAGACAGCCUGUACUCCAGCAGGGGCCUCUACGCUGAUGAGCUGCCCUCAUCUGCCAGACCGCGACCAGUGGGGGGAACGACAGGCGCCCAACUCCAUCAUCUUACACAGGUGGGAUUGUCCAGCCGGAUGAAUGGUUACCCAGCAGGGGUCAGGGCGGCUCCAGGGCAGAACGGAGGCAUUGGCUGGAACCACUACCAUGGCGACAAUUUCUCCAGGGCAGAGCCUGAAAAAGAUGCGUUCCUGGACUGUCUUGACUACACGUCCUCCUCUGUCUUCCAGAAACCCAGAGGUGGUAUCAGGGAGCCUUCUGCGCCCCCUGGCCACCUCGACACUCCGGGGGUGGGAUAUCUGUCAGCUCCACCUCCCCUGGAUACAUCUCCUCCGACCCACUCCUCUGCCUCCCUGAUCAAGGCCAUCAGGGAGGAGCUGUUGCGACUCUCCCAGAAACAGGCAGCUGUGCCCAGCUACCACAGCUGAAGCCCCGGCCGGCCUCCAGUCUGUAGCUCUAACCAGUCACGCCACUGACCCUGCCUGCCUGCUUCGCCUACUCUGAAACUACUUCCCAUGGAAGUCCCCGAGGGUGUACAGCAGAGAGAUAAUCCUGCUAAACUCAAGUGAGGAGGUGGCUCAUAAAGAUUUAUAGUUGGAGAAAUGAAGGACAGGAUGGUUGACACAGCGUCAGAUCAACUGCAGUAUGUCAAAUCAGAGACAGUGUUAUGAAGUGAAGAACAAUAUGAACAGUAUUGCUGGACCUAUGAGAUGACGUGACAUGUGUCAGUCCUGUACCCCGUUGUGGAUCAGGGAAGGAACAUGCCAUGUCCGGGCCACUGGGGUCCAGGAUCUAUUUGAGAUUUUGCUGCAUUUAUUCAGACUCAUGUUUUCAUUCUCAUGCUGCCUUCACUAAACAGGAAUACCCCCUAAGACACAUUACUUAACAUACCAUGCAGGCCCUUAACCUCUUAAUCACCAUCAGGUGCUACUUCAUGUUUCCUGCCAUGAUGAGCCAUGCUAUGCCUUGACACUGUGAUGGAGUUCACCCGACCUGAUCUAUUGUACAAGCCUGCAGUAAGGUCAAAGUUCACAGCGAGCCAGUUCAGACGGUAGGCACGAAGGGGCAGCCAUAGAGACUAAUAACACUUAUUAACACGACCUAGUCUUUCCGUACUCACUGCAGUAGCACAGUUAGUGUGAUGUUGAUAAUCUUUAAACUCUUGACUUACAGUAAAUACGUGAUUUUUUCUGGACAACUUGCAUUCAUGUCCCGUGUUUUUAUUUAUGCUUCGUAGCUAACAGGCGGAUGGACAGAUAUGACAAAAAAAUGGCCUUGAAAUCACAUUUGUUUUCAAACACGAGAUACAGACACAGAUGUGUUCCAAAUAAUAAGAGGAGAUGUUUGGUAUGUACUUGAGAAUGAGGGUCUAUUGUAUUAGGUUGUAGUUUGAUGCACUGUAUGCAGACUACUUGUUGCAGCUCAGGUCAUUCAAAAGAGAUUCGUUGCGGACAAAUCAGUGAUGAGAUUGAAUGGUGAUGUGGAAGAACUCUUAAUGAGGGAGUCACAAAGACCAGUAUUCUUUUCUUUGUUUUUACAUUAACCUGUAUUUACUAUGUACUAAACCACCAUCUCUGUUUCAUCCCGUAUUCAACAUUUUCUUUGCCUAUUUGUUCGCACAGAAAGGAAACAAAGUGUACUGUAUCUGUUGUCAUUUACGAUUUACUUCAACCAGUGUUGUGUUUUUUUUGUAUUUUAAUGUCUUUGGAUUGACCUUGCCUCAUCUCAUGUGGUUCCUCUCAGAGUAUCUCAGUCAUCGUACUGGUGGGAAAUCAUUCUAGGUUACCUAUAUAUUUUUUACAUGCCCCUCCCUCGACAUGUUGUGAUAUUUUGGGGCCUGAAGUGAUAUUUUAUUUAAAUGAAAUAAAAGAGAAAAUGAUGGUUUGUGUAAAGCAGCGCUUGGGAAUAUGUUUCAGUAGAGGGAGGUAAAACAAAUCCUCUUUUGUUUCCAAUGUGUUGUGCCUUUUGGACUCACCUGAACCCAUUCAGUACUCUGUGUGUCCCGUUUAACCGUCACACUGUCUUUGUGUGCGAGGUUAUGCAGCAGCCUGAAUUACAACAGUGGUCCGUUCUAUAAACGACGUAGAUAUUAUAGUUAUGAUCUGUUGGUGCUCUCGGGAGAAUCAGGAUGAAAUUCCAUUCGGGAAAUAAACAACAACAAACACGGUCAUCAUAUGGCGUCUCCUCCGACAUGCAGGGCGAUGGAUUUGUGUCUGGUUUUCCAUCCCACCUCUUAUGAUCACGUGUUGUGUUUCCAAUCUCACGCUGCCUGCCUCCAUCUGCUGGUUCUGUACUGUAACAACAGCCCAUCCUCCUGUGUUCAUCUUUAAUUCCUUUUUAUGAUGAUUAUUUUAUUGUUGGUGGUGUUGUAGUUUUUUCAUCUAUUUCUACAUCUUGUAUUUUGUAAAAAUUGAUCUG